This is a messenger RNA of Mytilinidion resinicola, 1133 nucleotides long. RefSeq lists its product as uncharacterized. Bases 369 to 737 code for a protein of 122 amino acids. The record is from RefSeq and is a predicted model, not a curated record. NCBI's taxonomy places the organism in Eukaryota, Fungi, Ascomycota, Dothideomycetes, Mytilinidiales, Mytilinidiaceae. The transcript has 3 exons.
CGGACGUAUAAAAUGCUUGAGGGUAGGCUCCUGAGGCCGCAUCAUCACUCAUAACAUCUCCAAGACUCCACCUGCCUGAUCAAUUCCCGAUUCGCCAGCCGCGAUCUACACUACCUGAAAUUCUACAUACUGUAUUUUCUUUGACCCACAAGGCCACAAGGACACCACGUACACCAUCAUCAUCAGAGAGCAUCACACCGCAUAGGCAACGAUACAUCCUACGCACUCCAAGCCAACAUAACCCUGACUAAGGGACCUACAAAGAGCUCGUCUAUCGAACGUCUUCAAAGAUAUCAGCCGAGAUCAUCUCCUCUCAAGCAAAGACAACUCCGAAGCAGUACUUUCAACAUCAUACACUUCGCUUUAACAUGUCAUCCAGUGCGUCUAACUCAAACGCACCGCAAUCACAAUCGCCCUCCAAGGGAAAACCCGAUCAGCUAGAAGCAGAGGCGAGGCAUUCAUACGAAUCUGAAGACUCAAUUGCUCUCCAGAAAGCAAGAGCAUCAUCCUCCUCCCCCAAAGAGAAAUCUGGCAUCAUAUCCGCCCUCGAUAAAGCACGACGUAAGCUCUCGAUCUCGAGUAGUAGCAAGGGCGAGGAAAUUCCCUCGUCCGAGGCCGAAUUUGAGCACCUAAAGGAAAAGAAGAAGGAGAAGGAGCGGUGUAAGGCCGAGUAUGAGCGGUUGGGACUGAAAGAUAAAGUCAAGUUUGGGCAGGGAGGGAUGCAGAUGGGCAAUUAGAGAGAGUAAAAGGGACGGCUCCCCUCCUGCCUCCAGCAUUUUGCCCGCCAUUCGUUUUUUCUUUCAUUUCCAGCUUGAGCUGAGCUUUUACGAUUUCUGUUCAUGCUAUGGAUCACGAAGUUGUUUCCUUUAAUGUUUUCCUUGCAUCAAACCGACGCCGGUCUUUUGAUCCUUCUUUUGUUUUUAGCUUGAGCUAACGCUUGAGAUAAUGCUCUUGGUUAUGCUGUUUCCGCCGUGGACAAGGCCUUUUCUUUCAGUAAAUGUGUUCGUUCGAUUGGCAAGGGAGCAUUGAACAUACAAAAGCUUGCUGGUUGCUAUCGCUAAUGCGUUGAGGUAUCUAUCCCCGCAUACUUCUAAUGCCAUACUUUAUGUAUCUCUACUUCUCCUCAAGCAACC